Messenger RNA from Colletes gigas, 1782 nucleotides. Its product is annotated as coiled-coil domain-containing protein 28A. The record is from RefSeq and is a predicted model, not a curated record. Bases 543 to 1226 code for a protein of 227 amino acids. The transcript has 5 exons. Lineage: Eukaryota; Metazoa; Arthropoda; Insecta; Hymenoptera; Colletidae.
UUGCCCCUGUGCCGUCCCGCAAGACUUCAUGUCAGCUGUCAGCGGACGACUGUAUGUGUGACGGAGCUCGUGUGCAAUAAAAGACAAAAUUUCCUUUCGCACUAUUAAUUUACAUAUGUUCUUUCUUUAUUCCCAUCCUAGUUCUGACACAGUAAUCAGAUAAUUCGUUUGCAUAUACACUCAUACACGAAAGUAUUCGAACGCUUACAUUGAGAACCUGAUCAAACAUCUUUGUUGGUUUUUAUGGAAUACACUCUUUAUGACGAUAGUGUUUUACAUGUUUGCUAGUUUGAAUCAUAUCUAUAUUUUUUUUUAAUUUCACAGCAUCCAGAGGUAAUUUCAAUCUCUAGUCUCGAUAUUGUCAAAAUAUUACAUAUUAAGGUUUCGAGAAAUCGGACAAAAUGAUUUCCCAGUUUAACACUUAAUGCCUUUAAAACUAUUUCAACUAUAAGACUAAUACUUGGCAGAAGUUAAUUUUCCAACAUCAUCUUCAAAUGCUCAGUGGGAAGUUCAAUAUUUUGUUAAAAUUAUAAAUUAUCAGAAUGGCUGAAGAAUCUGGAUGCUGUGAACUGCAACAGUUAGUUCAAGAAGAAGAAUGCGAAGAACCAUUAAGUCACGGUGGAGAAGCUACUCCACCUUCGACACCAGCAAGGUCUAAGCAUCCAAGUAAAAAUGAUACACAUAGUUCUCAUGUAUCGCAACAAAUAUUAUGGGAAAGUAGUACACAAAUAUCACCAAUUGUUAGUAAAGGAAGUUCUGGCCAGGCAACAAGUCAGGGAUCUAUGGUUUCUGGUAGAGCUGUGAAUCUUUCAAAUUAUGGUAACCAGUCACGUCUAAGCUAUAUGAAUGAAAAGGAAAAACAGAAACCAAAUCGGCCAGAACCAUCAAGAAUUAAUCGUCAACAUAAAGGUAUGGCGCCAUGCAAACAUCAUUGCUUUUUAUCAGAGGUUCCCGAUGUUCGGCGUAUGGAGCAAGCUUUGUUACAGCUUUUGGAAGAUUUUCACAGCGGCAAUUUACGAGCAUUUGGAAAAGACUGUAGUAUGGAACAAAUGACAGAAAUACGAGAACAGCAGGAACGACUAGCUCGACUUCAUUUUGAAUUAGGACAAAAACAAGAAAUAGGUGGAGAGCAAUCUGGUCUUCGACAUUCGAGCGCUAAUAUGCGCCACUUAUUGCAGCGCCUUCAACAGCUCAGUGUUUGUAUUGAAAAAUUACAUAGUAAAUGAUUACAAAUUAUUUAACUAGGAAAAUGGGUACUAAUUAAUAUAAAAAACAAAUUUGUAUGAAAAUGUAAGUAUUUUAUAAGGCGAUUUUAUAUUAUAAUAAUGUUGAUUUUAAACUGUUUUUAUACGAUUCAACAUUUAGAUUCGGUCACUUUCCAAAUAGUGGAAUUAUAACAAUACUUUCAUUCAAUUUUUAUUUACAUGUUUGUAUAAUCUAUUCUUUUAACUGCUUUGUGAAUAUAGUUUUAUGUACGUUAACGAAGAGAAAGUCGCAGGUUCGUAAAGUGAUCUUUAAUAAAGAUACAAAGCAGCACUGAUUAUCACAGUUUUUAAGUAAAAAAAUGUUUUAAUAAAAAUAGGCACAGGGUGCAUCAAACUGCUUUAUAUCUUUAUUAAAAAUCACCUCAUGAAUAUUUCAAACAAAUCUCAUCAAAAAAUUGGUAGGACUCCUGCAAUUUCCUUCUUGUAAGAAAAAUAGAUAGUAAUAAAUUAAUUUUUGUUAUUAUUGGGUUUAAAAAUAUUACACACGUAUUUUUGUAUUUCAAUAAAGAUAUUUACA